AUGUCCACUUACAAAGCGCUAGUUUGCCACAAGUACGGCGAGCCGCUGAAAAUCGAACAGGUGCCGCUUCCAGAACCCGUUUCUGGCUGUGCAGUCGUCAAGGUGAUCUCGAGUGCCGUUUUCAAAAGAGUCAAGGAACUGAUCACGUUCGAACACCCGGUGUUCAGUACGCCGCUGCCAUUUGUGCCUGGCGGCUACGGCGUGGGCCGCGUCGUGUCAGUGGGCCCGGGCGGCCACCUGAAAACAGGCCAGCUGGUUUAUCUGGACUCGCUUGUCACGUCACGUGAGAGUCCGCAGGAGAUGAUCAUCAAGGGCGGGUUUGGCGGUAUUUCCGCCGAGUCCAAGGAGCUCUCCAAGCUCAGAUACAAAAGAGACGGGUAUUUGCAGGAGUACGCCCUUGUCGACAUCGACGAUUGCUACCCGAUCGACGAGUCGGCUCUCGGGGAGCACAGCGUGCACUACGUGAACAAUAUUGGGCCGUUUCUGGUUCCGUACGCCGGAUUCCGUGCAGCCAACCUCAAAGCAGGCGAGACUGUGAUCAUCUCGCCAGCCACAGGUAAGUUCAGCGGCGCGGCAGUUGCCGUUGCCUCGGCGCUGGGAGCAAAAGUCGUUGCUGUUGGUAGAAACAAGGCUGUGCUCGAACGGUACACAAAGACGCUUCCCAACGUCUCUGCUGUGACUCUUACCGGAGACAAAGCUGCAGAUUCAGCCGCAUUGGCACACUUUGGUCCUGCAGAUGUUUUUCUGGACCUGAACCCUGUUGGUGUGCCAAAGAACCCGAACUUCGACGUUUGUUUCCAAGCUCUUGGCUACGGCGGCCGGGCUCUAUUGCAAGGAUUCUCCACGGAGCCGCUAUCGAUUGACUACAGCUCUAUGGCGUUCAAAAACAUUUCCAUUGUGUCCAAGGCGAUGUAUACUCGCGCGGAGGCCCAGGAUCUGGUGAAGCUGUUCAACUCGAAAAGUCUGCGGUAUUGGGAGAUAUUCCGCACACAGGUGUUUGGAAUCGACGAGUUCGAGGCCGCGUUUGCAGCAGCAGACACGGCCACCAGCUGGGACGAUCUCGUGGUGAUUGAGUUUAAUAAAGAGCUCGACGUACUCGGCAGCCUCCUUUUCGACCUGUUCAAGGCCGGUGAUACAGUCGAUUUCUUCAGGCGGACCAAACAGCUUGAAGUUUCUGUACCACAGAGUGUGGCCGACGUAAAGCACGAAGAUGAUAGGGAUGGUGAUGUAGGCAGCAAAGAAGUCGCUGACGUUGAAGUCGAAGAAAACGCCGUAUCCGUUGGUGAGGGUAAUGAGCGUGAAGAAGAUCAGACUGGCCCAUGCUCCAAUCAUUUGAAGCGGUGGUCUGAAGGUGACUCUGUCGUCAAGACCAUGGUAGGUGAUGGCCUUUCUGAAACGGAUAUAGGUGAUCGACACAAGGAUCCAAGAGAUGAAUCCAGACACGGUGGAGAUGUUGGACAGCCAGGUGAACACGAUCGACGAGGAGUCGGAGCAGUUCAAGUAGACCACCAAGGAAAUGACACCGGUCAGAAUGACAGCCACGUACGGCACACCGUUCUUGGAGCAACGAGCAAAGAUAGACGGCACCUCGCCUUGGAGAGCCAUGGAGUGCAGAGUUCUGGUGGCGGAGUAAAAGAGCGAGUUUCCACAGGAGUAGGCGGACGUGAGGAUACAGGCGUUGACAAUAUGGUUCAACACCUUGAUUCCGGCGUUCUGGAUUCCAAUAACGUAUGGAGAUCCAGCAGCUCCGGAAGCACCCUCAUUGACGGCAUUCAUCAAACGGUCGCUAUUGGAAGGCACCAUGAUUCCAAUAACGAGAACACCAAGAACGUAGAAGAUGGCCAAUCUGAAAACGAAACGUCUGCAGGCUUUUGGCAAGUUAUGUCUUGGGGCCUCGGACUCAGCAGAACAACUGGUGACCAGUUCUGGCGACAAAACAAAGGCGAAAGCACUUUUCACAAUAGCUGUCCAGCAGGCUAA
Molecule: messenger RNA, 1980 nt
Organism: Ogataea philodendri
Lineage: Eukaryota; Fungi; Ascomycota; Pichiomycetes; Pichiales; Pichiaceae
Exons: 2
Coding region: 1-1980 (659 amino acids)
Cellular component (GO): mitochondrion
Molecular function (GO): oxidoreductase activity
Source: RefSeq, a predicted model, not a curated record